This is a messenger RNA of Bacillus rossius redtenbacheri, 1460 nucleotides long. RefSeq lists its product as uncharacterized. The transcript has 3 exons. NCBI's taxonomy places the organism in Eukaryota, Metazoa, Arthropoda, Insecta, Phasmatodea, Bacillidae. The record is from RefSeq and is a predicted model, not a curated record. Bases 666 to 1403 code for a protein of 245 amino acids.
UGAAAUCCGGUUUGUGAUGACUCCGUCUUUCUGAAUCACACAAGAUAUGUGUGAGCUCAGUUGCUCGCUCGCUCGAGCCGUUGCGAGCUGCGGCAGUAUAGUCGACGCAGUGCACACCUUGGCACUGUCAGCAGUUGGCCUUUGCUUGGUGGACAGGUUCGGCUUAGUUGAUAAGGUCUUAUGUCACACGGGUAUGUGCAAGAGGACGGGACCUCCAAGGCUAUAGUGGGCUCUGAACCAUGUGACUAUCAACUUGUUGCUUGUGGUAUGAGUCAUGCGGAAGUGCUGGGGUACGGGAUACUCGCCACGUGAGCAUCACUUGUUAGUGAUCACGGUCACCGAUGACACAAUCCGUGUGUAGCGUCUGUGGCUUCUGUUGUAUUGGUUUUAAUGGAGGUGACAGAUGGACUCCUCAGAGAGUACAAGUGAAGGACUUGUCAGUGAUAUAAACCACAUCAACCAGUGCAGUAAUGAACUGGGCAUAGUGGGAUACAUCAACGCUUGUGCUGUCUCCAGCCCUGUGAAGCCUCAUGACAGUGCUUAAGGGAGCAAUGAGGAAGGGAAACAACUGAAACGUAGUGUUUGAGUUAUGCCUUAUAUGCCAUGUGCAUACACAUUGCUUGGAAUUAGGAUCACCUUCUAACGUAAAUAAUCGUUGCGGCUGUAUGAAAUGUUUCAGGGUGAUAAUGAGCAAGAGGCGCAAGCCGCAAGCGGUGUUCGGGGGCUGCAUCUACAACCUGCACGUCAAGCACGCAGACGGCAGGAUCUACUGGAAGUGCCGCGACUACUGGAAGACCAAGUGCGUCUCCGGCAUCUUCACCCAGGGGCCGAACGUGGUCUGCGUCAGGUUCCCUGAGCACAACCACUCGGCGCACGAGCGGGAUUACAGCAGCGACUACGAGUUGGAGGACACGUCUCCAUUCACCGGUGCAGUUUGUGAGCAGCAAGAAGGGCAGGCCGCAGCUGGUGUUCGGCGACCACCUGUACAACCUGUACGGGCUGGACGCAGGCCGCCGCCAGGUGUGGGUGUGCCAGCAGUACAAGCAGCUGCGGUGCCGCGCGCGCCUGCUGCUGGAGCACGGCGCCGUGCAGGUGCGCACGGCCCAGCACAACCACCGGCCGCGCUCCGCCCUCGUCCGCCAGAAGAUGCAGCAGCUGGUCCACCUCGUCUGACCUGGAUGCUGCAGGGGAGAAUCAACCACCGUGGCGUUGUACUUCUGCAGUGUCUUGACUCUCGCACGUUAAGGGUCACGACCGGAUUUCUAAAUCCCGUGCGGAAAAAAGAAAACCGAAACUUCUCCAAAAGUCAUUUGGUGAAAUUUUUUUUUUUUCCGACAUUCGUCGAGUGUUCGAUAAAGAUAUAUAUGAACAUAGCACUUUGGCUCAGCGCUCUAUCUGUGUAGUCGAGUUUAGAAUCACACGUUUCAGAAGAAUUUGUUGUAUCAAAAAAAAAAUACUAU